AUGGUUUUGGGGGGCGCUUCGGACCGUUCUGCCUCGGGUUUGGGGGGUUUCGGGUGGGUUUUGGGUGGUUUCGGGUGGGUCCCGACUCUCUUUUUGCGGUCGUUCCGGGCCGUUCCCCUCAGGUUGGCCGCCACCUGCAGCUCGCGGCUGCUGCGCCGGGAGUACCUGGCGGUGGACGUGCCGCGCACCUGUGCCUCCGUGGUGUCGUUCGUGAAUGGUCGCAGCGGGUGGGAGGUCCCGCCCCCGCCGGCCGGAGCUCCGCCCCCCCGGUGCUCGCUGUACCUGGCGGCGAUGCUGCAGCUCGGGCUGGUCCGGGUGUACGUGCGGCAGUGCGGGAACCUGCUCGAGGAUGCCUCGCAGAUCCUGGACCGGCUGCACCGCGCGCGGCCCCCGCUGGUGGAGAUCGACAUGAGCCCCUCCCGCCGGACCCAGCUGCUCCCCGAUUCCCAGGCUCUGAUGGUGCAGCUGGAAUUGGCCCCUGACCCCUUUUUUGGGGUGAUGGGAGUGGAGCUUCCUCAGGUGGAGGAGCUCCUGCCCCCACCCAUUGAGAUCGAGUUCCCCCCAGGGCCCCCCGUGACGGUGUCCCCUGAGUACAUCACCCUGCGGGAACCAGAAGUUCCGCCGCUGCCGCCGCCCCUGGAGGAGGAGCUGCCUGAAGUGACCCCCAGAGAGCUGCAGCUGCUGCUCGAGGCUGAGGCCGAGGAGCUGCUGCCCCCGGUGGAGGAACUGGAGGAGCUGCCGGCGCCACCCCCCAUCCCCCGUGUCCCACCCCCGGAGGAGCCCGCCCUGCCUCCCCCCAUUCCGGAGGUCCCGGUGCGUCGCCGCAUCCCCCGUCGUCGCCUCCCGCCCCACAUGGACCUCGUGCCCCACAUCUCCCCCAAGCUGUUCCGGGCACAGCUGCUCCAGCCCCAAGCCCACUGUCAGCCCCUGGUGCUGCUGGAGCCGCCCCACAGGAUCCGCCGCCCCCCAAGUGAGCUCCUGAACGCCCCCACCCACGAUUGGCUGCCCCCGGAGCUGUGGGAGCUGUGGGGACGCUGUGCCCAGCGCCCUGCCCCGCCUGCAGCCCCGCCCCCGGAGCUGCCCAGCGACUUGGAGGUGCUUCGGGAGGCCCUGGAGCCGAGUCUGCCCACCCUGAUCUCAGAAGUGUCCCUGGAGCCCCUCGAGGAGGAGCCACUGGAGAGACUGCCCCCGGCCCCACCCAUUGUCCCAGAGCUUCCGGAGCUUCCGGAGGUGGUUGAAGCUCCUCCCGACCUUCGGAGGCUGAUCCUGGAGCACGCCCAGCACCCAGGGGGAUCGGAGCUGACGGCCAUGCUGCCCCCGGGGUCAUCCCGCGCACACGUGGCAAAGAUCUUUGCCCUCUGCCUCGAGCUCUGUGGUGCCCAUUGGGUGCGCCUGGACCAGCCUCGUCCCUACGGACCAAUCACUGUCUCGCUCCGCCCCCGUCCAGAAUAAACCCCGCCUUCUUCUGGCCUGUCCUGGGCA
Messenger RNA from Chiroxiphia lanceolata (lance-tailed manakin), 1482 nucleotides. RefSeq names its product REC8 meiotic recombination protein (gene REC8). Gene Ontology annotation, molecular function: protein binding; chromatin binding. The coding region runs from base 1 to 1452 and encodes 483 amino acids. Lineage: Eukaryota; Metazoa; Chordata; Aves; Passeriformes; Pipridae. The transcript is spliced from 16 exons. Gene Ontology annotation, cellular component: cohesin complex; synaptonemal complex. The record is from RefSeq and is a predicted model, not a curated record. Gene Ontology annotation, biological process: synaptonemal complex assembly; mitotic sister chromatid cohesion; replication-born double-strand break repair via sister chromatid exchange.